Drechmeria coniospora is the source of this 834-nucleotide messenger RNA. RefSeq lists its product as uncharacterized. The transcript has 6 exons. Lineage: Eukaryota; Fungi; Ascomycota; Sordariomycetes; Hypocreales; Ophiocordycipitaceae. The record is from RefSeq and is a predicted model, not a curated record. The coding region runs from base 1 to 834 and encodes 277 amino acids.
AUGAGGUCAACCUUCCUCCUUGUCGCAUCUCUUCUUGGUGCUCUGGCUGUGCCAGUGGAUGUGGUCACUGCCGACGAGGAGGCAGACUUUUAUCGGGGAGAUUACGAUGCUCACCCGAAAGAACUGAAACCGGUUUACGAGGGAAUCGUCCGCAGACGUGGAUUGUCCAAAAACCUGAACUGCACCUUCAACGAUCACUACUUCGUGUCCGAUUGCAUAUUGUUGGAUGACGUAACCAACACAUUCGAUCGCUUGGCACUUCGAGUCCAUAUGUACGACCGCAACACUUCUGGAACGCCGGAAAAAAUCUAUGGCACCUUUUCCCCGGAUACGGGUUUUCAUGCCAGUAAUCCUCAAGUCCAUAUGCUGUUCGACGCUCCUGUGCCCGGCGCUGCCAAGGUAGUUGAAAUAGAUAUGGAGAAGCAGUUCGGCGUGAAGGUAGCGCCCAUCAGCAGCAUCUCACAAUACCAGAUACUGCAAGCGAUCCACACUGAUGUCCUUUUGGACGAGAAUAGGUAUGAGAUCGAAGCUUUCGUUUUCGAGAUUCAUCACGUCCAAUCGAACACGAUUUUGAGAAAUGAAGUCGAAGCGCCCUGCUUCGACUGUUUGAAAAAGUUUCCUUCGAAGAAGGUGUUAGACAGCGAAACCAUCAACGGCGUGUUAUACCCAGUCUGGAAGCAUCCUCUGGAGCUGAAGGAGUGGACGGUCCGCGAGCGACUGUAUCCGGGGACCAUGCACACCUCCGGGCCUUGCUUGCCUAAAACCUUUAACCAGCGAAAAUGCGAUCGUGACCCAAUCUAUCACGGAUACCCGCCGGUUUUGGCCGUGGCCUAA